Talaromyces stipitatus ATCC 10500 is the source of this 1128-nucleotide messenger RNA. RefSeq names its product Phosducin family protein. Gene Ontology annotation, cellular component: cytoplasm. Bases 97 to 825 code for a protein of 242 amino acids. Lineage: Eukaryota; Fungi; Ascomycota; Eurotiomycetes; Eurotiales; Trichocomaceae. The transcript has 4 exons. Gene Ontology annotation, biological process: protein folding. The record is from RefSeq and is a predicted model, not a curated record.
CGUCAGGCAACAUUCUAAGAAUUGAACAGAUGAGCUUGGUUUAAGAGACGGUCUACUUUUUUAAUCCUAGUAAUUGAUCGAGAACCUUUAUUCAUUAUGGAUAUGCCUGUGAAUGUCCCGGUGGAUAAUCCCGAGGCGGAUACUGAGUGGAAUGAUAUCCUUCGAAAACACGGAAUUAUACCUGAGAAGCCUCCGUCGCCGACACCGAUCAUUGAAGAAGCUAUUCUCGAAGCUCAGCGACGGGCUCACGAAAACCGACUCGAGGACAAAGACUUAGACGAGCUCGAUGCUCUUGAAGAUGAAGAAGAUGAGGGAUUUUUGGAACAAUAUAGAAAAAAGCGCAUGGCUGAAAUAUCCACCCUCCAGAAAGCAAGCGUCUACAACCAAGUCUACCCUCUACAAAAAACAGACUACGCCAAGGAAGUCACAGAGGCUUCUGCAGAUGCCUUUGUUCUGGUCAAUUUAACCUCGUCAACUGGAGGAAACACAGAAUCCCGCGUACUGAGCGAGAUAUGGAGACAGCUAGCACCCAAAUACGGCGAAAUCAAGUUUUGUGAAAUCAGAGGCGAUAUGUGUAUAGAAGGAUAUCCGGAUCGCAACACUCCUACGAUAUUGGUUUAUAAGGAUGGAGAGAUUCGGCGGCAGUAUGUGACGUUAAGGGAGCUAAAGGGCGUGAGGACGAAGGUCGAAGAUCUAGAAAAGGUUCUUGUGGAUCUGGGUGCGAUCAAGGAAGGAGAUCUGCGACUCAGGAAGCAAGACGAUUCCGACGACGAUAGGAAUCGGGCUCCUGAGAAGGAGGAAGACGAUGACGACGAUUGGGAUUGAGGCUCUCUUUUAAGCUUAUAUUCUCAAAAUCCUGAAACUGCAGAGGAGAAGAUAUGAGUACUACCAUUACCGAACUCAGUUGAUUCCGCAGCGCGCGAGUCGAAAACGCGGGGCAAUCGGCCUAUGUCUAGAGACCAAGUUCUUCGCUCGACGUUGUAUACAAUGAAGGGACACAUCCUCAUAUUAUGUACAUGUAUUAUAAUGUGCUAGUGCGAAGCAAGCUCAGAAUUAUGAGCGUUUGAGUCUCACUCUACGACGAUCUGCAGCUCUUUCAACUAACUUAACUUAUGUUGUAUCAGUCCG